UCAUCGUCACCACAUGAGGGGAGAGGAAGUUAAGCCGCACAUUAGACAUGCUUUCAUUUGGUGUUCUGCUGAUCUUCAACCAAGGCAGCCUGAUGCAAAUGCUAAUAAUUCUGCAUGAUGAUCAUAACUUCAAUGAAACUUCUUUUAACCAUGUGUUUUGGCUGCUUAGCUACAGAUCCCAAUAAUUUAAGAAUCAUCCAAGAACCAACAAAUAUAAAUCUAUCAGUUGGAGACUACACAGAAAUCUCCUGUAUUUGGGGAAAAGCUGUUGAGAGGUGUAGAGCAUGCUGGUAUUUUGUUAAUAAAGUGAACAUCACUGAACGUAUAUCAUCAAAAGUUCUCUAUUUGUCCAACAUCACCCGUGAAAACAAGGAUGUGCUCAUCAUCAAAUCCGCCAAUGUAAAUGACACUGGAUUUUACUACUGUGAAAUCACUAUUGAAAUACCUUUCUUUAAGAAACUACGUGGAAAUGGGACAAUGGUGAUUGUUGAAGAGAAAGCAGCUUACUCACUGAAAAGGAGAUAUUUGGAAUCAUGGGCCACCCUUCCUUUUUUAGCGGCAGUGGGAAGCUUGUAUCUUUUCUACAGAAAGAAAAAGCACUCCACCCUAUCUGGUGCUGCACAGCUUCCUGUGCUGACAGGAGGGCACGAGCAGGAGCAGAGAGUCGAGGUGGAAGAGCUUCAUGGGAGAGAUGAACCCACCAGGGAAGCAGCUGAGGAAAACUCAUCACCUAAUUCUGCUGAAUGGGCUGUGUCUUUGCUUUAUGAAUCACUUGAAAUUUUAUGCAAUGAAUCAGGAAGAAAAGAUGACAAAUCCGCUGCAUCUAUUGUGUCUAAUGGAGAAGAUGAGCAAAUCCCACAAACUAGGGCAGCUGAAAAGUCUAGAAUGAGACAAGGAUCUACCAUCUACUUUGACAUUCAGAACUGAACAAAAUAUGGCUAAAUAACUAUGAAACUGAAAAAUACGAUAAUUUGCUGCUGCAAGAUGGAUUACGUGUUUCCUGUCAAAAGCUUGUCAGUGGGACAAUACAGAAGAAAAACAGUUGGCUCUAAGCAGUUUUUGAAUGUUUUGUCACUAACAAAAUAUUCUAAGGAGUCUGAAUUGGGAGGAUAUGUCAUCUAGCAGACUGUCUUCAGCUAUUCCUCUGGUCUCCAGAAAUUCUCUCUUUACCACACUUUGAAAAAAACUUCUGGACUGAGCAACAUUCUCUCAACACAAGCAUUGCUUCAGGAAACCCAUGGAUAAAUAGGAGAUGAUGGAGACAAAAAUGCAUGGAGUCUGAGCUCUGAAACUGUCAUCAGUUCUGACCACAUUAUAGACAGAGAGGUAUGCCAGAAAGAAUUAUAUUCCUGUUAUAUCUAAAGGGACUGUUAGUGUUAAUUAAUUCACAAACUAGGAAAAGUCUUCCAGAGAAAGAAAUCUCCUGCACACAAUGAAAUAAUAGAUUGAAAUGAAGAUAUAUACAUAUAUAUAUAUAUAUAUAAAAUGUAUAAUCAUUGUCUAACUGAUUGAGGAGGGCUGUGCUUGGAGGAGAUAGGGAUGGUAGUGCUUGUUCCACUUUUGCCAGCUUUAAAACUUUUAAAAUAAUCACUGAAGAAAAACCAAAGUUGAAAAAAUUAAGGAGAAACUGGCUUCCAAGGUCAGAACACGGGGGAAAAGUUUUGACAGCAAAGCUAAUGGCAGUUGUCCAAGGGCUGCUGAAUGCUAAGAGUGGAUAUCUGAAAUGUGAAUGUGUUUAUGUACCAGGGUUAUGUCAUCUUCUGUUAAUGCUUUUUUCAGAGCUUAGCUGGAGGUUAGAACAUCUUCCCAUCAGUGCAGGUAGAAACAACUUCACUGCUUGAAAUUUUUGUCCAGCUUGUACCUGGACAGUGCAAUAGACACAAUCCAGCUUUCCCAGAGCCCUUAAAAACUGCUUGUGUAGUCUAAAUGUGUGACUGGCUUCCUCCUAAAUGUUGUUAAUGAAAUCUUUGUGGCCACGCAGCACGGCUCAUGGUGUGGCUCAGUCUCUGCUGUACUGACUGCAGUUCACAAAGCUACCUCCCAAAUCACUGUAACUCAGCUGGGUCUCACUCUGGAUCCUCUUUCCUGGAUUACUCUGUAACCUCCCCUGAAUUCCCUACUGCAAUAAAUA
This is a messenger RNA of Melospiza melodia melodia, 2131 nucleotides long. RefSeq lists its product as uncharacterized. The transcript has 5 exons. Bases 115 to 927 code for a protein of 270 amino acids. NCBI's taxonomy places the organism in Eukaryota, Metazoa, Chordata, Aves, Passeriformes, Passerellidae. The record is from RefSeq and is a predicted model, not a curated record.